Molecule: messenger RNA, 2248 nt
Organism: Salvelinus namaycush (lake trout)
Lineage: Eukaryota; Metazoa; Chordata; Actinopteri; Salmoniformes; Salmonidae
Product: vacuolar protein sorting-associated protein 4B-like
Exons: 11
Coding region: 169-1485 (438 amino acids)
Biological process (GO): endosomal transport; vacuole organization
Molecular function (GO): ATP hydrolysis activity; ATP binding
Source: RefSeq, a predicted model, not a curated record
CAUCUUGAUGCGGAAGAGAUUCCGAAGAAUUAAAGAACUGUCACCAAAAUGACAACAACACACUAACCAGAGCUAUUAACGUCGUAUUAUAGCUAUUGCACGUUGAUUUACUGAGACGAGUGAAAUUCUACGGUGGGUUAUUUUGACCAUCGUACGUAACCAGCACCCAUGGCUAAUAACAAUUUACAGAAAGCAAUAGAUCUUGCAAGCAAGGCUGCAGAGGAGGAUAAGGCUAAAAACUACGAGGAAGCUCUCCGGUUGUACCAGCAUUCCAUUCAAUACUUCCUUCAUGUUGUUAAAUAUGAGGCCCAGGGAGACAAGGCCAAGCAGAGCAUCAGGGCAAAGUGUGCAGAGUACCUGGACCGAGCAGAGAAGCUGAAGGAAUACUUGAAGAAGAAGGAUAAGGCCCCUCCAGCCAAGCCUGUCAAGGAGUCCGGCUCUGAUGACAAAGGGAAUGACAGUGAUGAAGGUGAAGGUGACCCAGAGAAAAAGAAGUUUAAAAAUCAACUCUCAGGGGCCAUCGUCAUGGAAAAGCCAAACAUCAAGUGGAAUGAUGUAGCUGGGCUUGAGGGUGCAAAGGAGGCCCUUAAAGAAGCUGUCAUCUUGCCCAUCAAAUUCCCUCACCUCUUCACCGGAAAGCGAACUCCAUGGAGAGGGAUCCUGCUGUUUGGCCCUCCUGGUACAGGGAAGUCUUAUCUGGCCAAGGCUGUGGCCACAGAAGCCAACAACUCUACCUUCUUCUCUAUCUCCUCCUCUGACCUGGUGUCCAAGUGGCUGGGGGAGAGUGAAAAGUUGGUGAAGAACCUGUUUAGCCUGGCCAGGGAGAACAGGCCCUCCAUCAUCUUCAUCGACGAGAUAGACUCUCUGUGUGGCUCCAGGAGUGAGAACGAGAGUGAAGCAGCCCGCCGCAUCAAGACUGAGUUCCUGGUCCAGAUGCAGGGUGUUGGAAAUGAUAAUGAGGGAGUCCUGGUUCUAGGAGCCACAAACAUCCCCUGGACACUGGACUCUGCUAUUAGGAGAAGGUUUGAGAAGCGGAUCUACAUCCCUCUGCCUGAGGGGCACGCCCGCUCCUUCAUGUUCAAGCUGCAUCUGGGCUCCACCCCCAAUGAGCUCACUGAAUCAGACUAUGUGACCCUGGGUAAGAAGACGGAAGGCUACUCUGGAGCAGACAUCAGCGUCAUCGUAAGGGACGCCCUCAUGCAGCCAGUCAGGAAGGUGCAGUCGGCCACUCACUUCAAACGGGUCCAAGGGUCAUCAUGGAACCAUCCCAACCUCGUGGUAGACGAUCUCUUGACCCCAUGCUCACCAGGAGAUCCAGACGCCAUAGAGAUGACCUGGAUGGAUGUUAAUGGGGAGAAACUCAUGGAGCCCAUUGUUUGCAUGGCUGAUAUGCUGAGGUCACUGCACAACACCAAGCCAACUGUGAACGAGCAGGACUUGGACAAACUCAAGAAGUUCACAGAGGACUUUGGUCAGGAAGGCUAAUACUCAACCAAAUAAUGCGAACACAACUUUCCUUUCUCAUAUCCUUUUUCUUCACUGGUUCUCAGGCCUGCAUUUGCUACUCUACUUUCUCUCCACAAGUAGCAAAGGGGCUUCAUGUUUCAUGUAUGUUAAUUUGUUGACUUACUUUGUUAGUUGCCAAUACAUACCCAUAAUAGUGUACCCAUAGUAUACAACUUUUCUUUUUACAAAGAUAGAUUGGUUGAAGAUGGUGAUGGUCUCAAAUAAUAUGGAUUCAUGAAAAGUAUUUAUAAUUUAUGCUUUAAAACACUAAAGUGUCUGUUUUGGCCUUGAUGGCAUCAAACAAGCAAUGCAUGCAAUUGUGCAUUACAAUAACUCCUCCAAAAGUCCUUUACUGCUUGAAGUGCAUCUAUGGUUUGACAAGAUGGAUUUUGCCUGUUUUGUUGUACUGUAAUGUAUUUGGACAUUGUUUACCGAUGUUUCUUUCUUUGUAUUCAUUUUUCUUACCAAGAAGGGCUACGCCUGUAAUUUUGACUUUGCGUUGAUGGAGCAGCACUCAUUGAAGAGGACCAUAUCAUGAUUAACUACCAGCAAAUUUAAUGAUUACAAUUUUCUUUCAUCAGUUUUUAUGUUGAGUAUUUUCAUAUUGUUUUUCUGUAUGCUGUUUUUGAAAGAAGAUGUUAGUUUGAGUGCCUUGCUGGUCAAAAGAAAGUUAAAGUACUUUGGAAUGGGUUGGUGGGGGUAUGUUAUAAUGUAAUAAAACCCAAUGAUUAUUGAUCUUCAA